Nyctereutes procyonoides (raccoon dog) is the source of this 2187-nucleotide messenger RNA. RefSeq names its product GTP binding protein 3, mitochondrial (gene GTPBP3). The coding region runs from base 26 to 1510 and encodes 494 amino acids. Gene Ontology annotation, biological process: tRNA wobble uridine modification; tRNA methylation. The transcript is spliced from 9 exons. Lineage: Eukaryota; Metazoa; Chordata; Mammalia; Carnivora; Canidae. Gene Ontology annotation, molecular function: GTP binding; GTPase activity; protein binding. Gene Ontology annotation, cellular component: mitochondrion; cytoplasm. The record is from RefSeq and is a predicted model, not a curated record.
UAGGCGGGUCGCUGGUUGUGAAUCCAUGUGGCGGGGGUUGUGGAGCCUAGUAGCCCGGGGCGCACGUGGGCCUCGCAGUCCCAGGUCGUGCACGCGCCAGGGCAGCGGCGCCCCGGUCCCCGGAGCCGGGGCCACCAUCUUCGCGCUGAGCUCCGGGCAAGGCCGCUGCGGCAUCGCGGUGAUCCGGACCAGCGGCCCCGCCAGCGGCCACGCCCUCCGGAGCCUCACGGCGCCCCGGGACUUGCCCCCGGCUCGCAGCGCCUGCCUGCGCCUGCUCAGCCAUCCCCAUUCCAGGGAGCCGUUGGACCGCGCGCUGGUGCUCUGGUUCCCAGGUCCCCAAAGUUUCACGGGUGAGGACUGCGCGGAAUUCCACGUGCAUGGAGGCUCGGCGGUGGUGAGUGGCGUCCUGCAGGCCCUGGGCAGUGUGCCAGGGCUGCGGCCGGCCGAGGCCGGUGAGUUCACCAGGCGGGCAUUCGCUCACGGAAAGCUGAGCCUGACCGAGGUGGAGGGGCUGGCGGAUCUCAUUCAUGCAGAAACCGAGGCGCAGCGGCGGCAGGCACUGAGGCAGCUGGACGGGGAACUGGGCCACCUCUGCCAUGGCUGGGCCAAGACUCUCACCAAGGCUCUGGCUCAUGUGGAGGCCUAUAUCGAUUUUGGUGAGGAUGACAACCUGGAGGAGGGUGUCCUCGAGCGAGCCAACAGCCAAGUACGGGAGCUGGAGCUGGCGCUGAGCGCACAUCUUCGAGAUGCCAGGCGCGGGCAGAGGCUUCGUUCAGGAGCGCACAUAGUGGUCACAGGCCCCCCCAACGCCGGCAAGAGCAGCCUGGUGAACCUACUCAGCCGGAAGCCUGUGUCCAUAGUGUCGCCGGAGCCGGGGACCACCCGCGACGUGCUGGAGACCCCCGUGGACCUGGCUGGGUUCCCCGCGCUGCUGAGCGACACGGCGGGGUUGCGGGAGGGCGCGGGGCCGGUGGAGCAGGAGGGCGUGCGGCGCGCCCGCCAGAGGCUGGAGCAGGCUGAUCUCAUUCUGGCCGUGUUAGAUGCUACGGACCUGGCCUCUCUGUCCAGCCGCAGCUUCCUGGACACCGUUGUCGUCCCCGCGGGAGCUGGGAGCCCCAGUGAGAACAGCCAGCGCCUCCUGCUGGUGCUGAACAAAUCGGAUUUACUGCCUCGAGGGGGCCCAGACCUCAGUCCCCACCUGCCUCCGCAUCUGCUGCUGUCCUGCUUGACCGGAGAGGGAUUGGAAGACCUCCUGGAGGCGCUGAGGAAGGAGCUGGCUGAAGUGUGUGGGGACCCGUCUACAGGCCCACCACUUCUGACGCGGGCAAGGCACCAGCAUCAUCUCCAGGGCUGCCUGGAUGCUCUCAGCCACUACAAGCAGACAAAAGACCUAGCCCUGGCUGCUGAGGCGCUGCGACUCGCCCGUGGCCACCUGGCCCGCAUCACUGGUGGAGGGGACACUGAGGAGAUCCUGGACAUCAUCUUCCGGGACUUCUGUGUGGGCAAGUGAGAGGACCACUGAAGCUCUCAGCCAGAAGCCCUGAGGCAUGUGGGCACAGCUUAGGCCAAGUGAGAAUUUCAUCCCAUGGGGAAAGACCUUGUCCCCAGAAUGAUGAGCAAAGCGGCUGCCUUCAGAAGUGGUGAGCUCCCUGUUGCUGGCAGUAAGUAAGCUACAGCCAGCCACAUUCCCUUGUGGGGACAUGCUAGGGGUUCAAGCCCUGGAUGGAACUGAACGGAGGUCCCUUUGGGUGUCCGAUGCUGGAGGGAGUAGGAGUGGAUGGUUGGAUGGGGGUGGGGUCUUUGGGAGGGCCUCAGGGGUCUUUGUUUUGUAGUUCUUAAUUUAUUUUGCAAAUACCAAAGGAACAGACAAAAUUCAGGUGAUUCAGAAAUGCCUAAACAUGGCAAUCUCCCUCCCAUCCCUUGGGGGUCACGGCUUAACUUGUGUACUUCCAGGAUUUUCUCUGCUCUUUUACAUACUUGUGUACACACCUAUAAAAUAUGUUUUGUCGGGCACCUGGGUGGCUCAGUGAUUGAGCAUCUGUCUUGGGCUCAGGUUGUGAUCCCCGGGUCCUGGGAUCGAGUUCUGUAUCAGGCUCCCCGCAGGGAGCCUGCUUGUCCCUCUGCCUGUAUCUCUGCCUCUCUCUGGAUGUCUCUCAUGAAUAAAUAAAUAAAAUCUUAAAAAAUAUA